GGCUUAUCGCUUAUCGCCCAGGAUCCGCCAGCCCAAAAAUUUCUGGAGCUUUGCGCAGGUCGAAUUGGAAAUGGAGACUUGUCGCGACUUGGAGUUUUGCUGCUGGACUCUUCGCCUCACAGGCCGUCCAAGAAGUCCAAGGAUAAAAAGAAGGCGCAACAUACAGGCCAACAAAACCCCAAGGCCUUUGCCUUCUCUAAUCCCGGCAAACUUGCAAAGCAGGCGGCGAGAUCCCACGAUAUCAAAGAGAAGCGCCUCCAUGUACCCCAAGUCGACCGUCUUCCCGAUGAACCUCCUCCGCGCCUCGUCACCAUCGUCGGACCUCCUGGUGUGGGCAAGACAACCCUUCUAAAGUCUCUCAUCCGCCGAUAUGCAAAGGAAACAAUGUCCGACCCCGUGGGACCAAUCACGGUCGUCACCUCGAAGAAGCAGCGAUUAACCUUUAUCGAAUGCCCCAACGAGCUCGAAGCCAUGGUCGACAUCGCCAAGGUCGCCGACAUUGUCCUGCUGAUGAUUGACGGAAAUUUUGGAUUCGAAAUGGAGACAAUGGAGUUCCUCAACGUCCUGGCCGCCACCGGUAUGCCAGGAAACGUCUUCGGUAUUCUGACCCAUCUCGAUCUCUUCAGAAAGCCACAAGCGCUCAAGGACGCCAAGAAGAGGUUAAAGCACAGGUUGUGGAACGAAUUGUAUCAGGGCGCCCAUCUCUUCUAUCUUUCUGGUGUUUUGAACGGCCGUUACCCCGAUCGGGAGAUUCAUAACCUUUCCCGCUUCCUGUCGGUUAUGAAGAACCCUCGUCCGCUCGUAUGGAGAAACUCGCACCCUUACACUGUUAUCGACAACUAUCGCGACAUUACUCACCCAACCAAGAUUGAAGAGGACGAGAAUUGCGACCGGUCGAUCGAGCUGUCUGGCUAUUUGCGCGGUACCAACUUUGCAGCGGAUGGGCAGAGGAUACACAUUGCGGGCUUGGGCGAUUUCACAAUAGCUAGCAUGGAAGCUCUGCCGGAUCCUUGCCCGACCCCCUCGAUGGAGCAAGCACUUGCGAAGGCCACUGGAAAAACUGGGAGGAGGCGCUUGGACGAGAAGGACAAGAAGCUGUGGGCUCCAAUGGCCGACCGUAGUGGUCUCAAGAUUACUGGUGAUCACAUUGUCAUCACCAGGGAGAACGGUUUCGCUUUCGACAAAGACGCCGAGGACGUCGAACGUGGCGAGGGCGAGCAGCUUAUUGUUGAUCUACAGGGCGAGAGGAAACUGCUUGGUUCUACUGACAAGGGUGUCAAGCUGUUUGCCAGCGGGCAGGAGCUCACACAAGUCCCAGAAGAGGCCGACAGCGGGAGGAAAACCAGGAGGAAGGCGCGCUUCGCUGCUGGGGAUGAGCCUGGCGAGGAUGAAAUUCCCGACGACGAGGGCUUCGAAAGCGGAGAGGAGGAUGAAGAGGGCUCAGACGUUGAAGAGGACGAAUUCGACAUGUCAAAGCUGGGCAAGAUGUUCAAGAAGCAGCAAGACAAGGAUCAACCAGAAGACGACCUUGCCUUUGCCGACAGUGACUCUGACCUUGGUUCUCUCUCUGGCGACGAAGACGAGGAGCUGGAUUCCGACGAGGACGACGAGGACGUUGACAUGGAAGACUUGGGUUCUGAUGAGGAAGCCGGUGCCCUGAAGUGGAAGGAUAGCAUGUUUGAGCGCGCCAGUAAGCUUCACGGAAACAGAAGACCGUUCCGUGCUGUGGAUCUUGCCAGAUUCAUGUACGACACUGCCCUCAGUCCCAGAGAAGCUCUCAAGAAAUGGAGGUGCGAGGAAGAGGAAGAAGAGGAGGAGGACAUUGAGAAAGACGAGGACGACACUUUCUUCAGGAAGAUUGGCGAUGAUGAGCAGGAAGAUUUGACCGAGGACCGCGCGAUACCAAGCUUCGACUAUGAGGAUUUGGCUGCCAAGUGGUCAAGUGAGGAUGCUGUAGAGGCUCUCCGGACCAGAUUUUCGACUGCGAACCUGGUUGAUGAAGAGGGCGGGAACGGUGACGAUGACGACUUUUCCGGGCUCGACGAUGAUGAUGAGGACGACGAGGGUGAUGGUGCUUUUGAGGAUCUUGAGACAGGGGAAGCGCAUGGCGGUGAUGGUGACGAGGACGAGGAUGAGGACGGCGAUGAAGAUGAGAGUGAAGAGCCACCAGAAGCCAGCUUGGAGGCUGAACGUGAAAAGAACGCCCGUCGCAAGGAAGAACUCAAGCUACGCUUCGAGGAAGAAGAUCGCGAGGGUUUCAAGAACGACAAGGCUGUCGCUAGGCGAGAAGGCGGCGGAGAUGAUGAGUUUGGCGAGGACGACUGGUACGAUGCCCAAAAGGCUCUGCUUCAGAAGCAGCUUGACAUCAACAAGGCCGAGUUUGAAGAGCUUGAUGAGAGGCAAAGGACGGCGGUUGAGGGUUUCAGAGCCGGCAAGUACGGCAAGAUUGUUCUCGAGGGCGUCCCAGCCGAGUUUGUCAAGAACUUCUCGGCCAAGAGACCCAUCAUCGUGGGCGGUCUCUCUGCUACCGAGGACAGGUUUGGUUUCGUCCAAGUCAGAAUCAAGAAGCACAGAUGGCACAAGAGAAUCCUCAAGACGGGCGACCCCUUGAUCUUCUCUCUCGGCUGGAGAAGAUUCCAAUCUCUCCCCAUCUACUCCAUCUCCGACUCCCGGACGAGAAACCGCAUGCUCAAGUACACACCCGAGCACAUGCACUGCUUCGGCACCUUUUACGGCCCCCUGAUCGCCCCCAACACCUCCUUCACCGCAUUCCAGUCCUUCUCCUCCUCCAACCCGGGCUUCCGCAUCGCAGCCACCGGCACGGUCCUGUCGGUAGACGAAUCCACCGAAAUCGUCAAGAAGCUCAAGCUAACCGGCACCCCCUACAAAAUCUUCAAGAACACCGCCUUCAUCAAGGACAUGUUCAACACUGCCCUCGAAAUCGCAAAGUUUGAAGGCGCGGCCAUAAAGACUGUCUCGGGCGUCCGCGGCCAGAUCAAGCGCGCCCUGUCAAAACCAGACGGCCACUUCCGCGCCACGUUUGAGGACAAAAUUCUCCUGUCCGACAUUGUCUUCCUCCGCGCGUGGUACCCCAUCAAGCCGCACAGGUUCUACAACCCGGCGACGAACCUCAUCGGCUGGCAGUCGAUGCGCUCGACGGGUGAGAUCCGCCGCGCCGAGGACUUGGCCACGCCGCAGCUGAAGAACAGCCAGUACCGCAAGAUUGAGCGGCAGGAGCGGCAUUUCAACCCGUUGAGGGUGCCCAAGAAGCUGGCUGCCGAGCUGCCGUUUAAGUCGCAGAUUGUGCAGACGAAGAAGCAGAGGAAGGAGACGUACAUGCAGAAGAGGGCCGUGGUGGUUUCGGGAGAGGAGCGCAAGGCGAGGGAUCUCAUGCAGAAGCUUACUACGAUCCGGAAAGAGCAGGUUGCGAAGAGGAAGGCGAAGAAGGAGGAGAAGAGGCAGGAGUACAGGAAGAAGGUGGCGGAUAUUGAGGAGAGGCUGGAGAAUAGGGAGAAGAAGGAGAAGCAGGCGUACUGGGAGAGGGAGGGGAAGAAGAGGAGGGCUGGGGAUGGGGGUGGUGGGGGUGGGAAGAGGAGGAAGUAA
Messenger RNA from Podospora anserina S mat+, 3603 nucleotides. RefSeq lists its product as uncharacterized. Gene Ontology annotation, molecular function: U3 snoRNA binding; GTPase activity; GTP binding. The transcript has 3 exons. Gene Ontology annotation, biological process: endonucleolytic cleavage of tricistronic rRNA transcript (SSU-rRNA, 5.8S rRNA, LSU-rRNA); ribosome biogenesis; maturation of SSU-rRNA from tricistronic rRNA transcript (SSU-rRNA, 5.8S rRNA, LSU-rRNA). The annotation marks the transcript as partial. NCBI's taxonomy places the organism in Eukaryota, Fungi, Ascomycota, Sordariomycetes, Sordariales, Podosporaceae. The record is from RefSeq and is a predicted model, not a curated record. Gene Ontology annotation, cellular component: 90S preribosome; nucleus.